Messenger RNA from Delphinapterus leucas (beluga whale), 1145 nucleotides. It is a transcript of the gene PFDN1, whose product is annotated as prefoldin subunit 1. The record is from RefSeq and is a predicted model, not a curated record. Gene Ontology annotation, cellular component: cytoplasm; prefoldin complex. Gene Ontology annotation, biological process: protein folding. NCBI's taxonomy places the organism in Eukaryota, Metazoa, Chordata, Mammalia, Artiodactyla, Monodontidae. Gene Ontology annotation, molecular function: protein folding chaperone.
CCUGCCUUCUCCCACUGCGCAGGCGCAGGAGUGAAGCAAGAUGGCGGCCCCCGUGGAUUUGGAGUUGAAGAAGGCCUUCACAGAGCUUCAAGCCAAAGUGAUUGACACUCAACAGAAGGUGAAGCUUGCAGACAUACAGAUUGAACAGCUAAACAGAACGAAAAAGCAUGCACAUCUUACAGAUACAGAGAUUAUGACUUUGGUAGAUGAGACUAACAUGUAUGAAGGUGUAGGAAGAAUGUUUAUUCUUCAAUCCAAGGAGGCAAUUCAUAAUCAGCUGUUAGAGAAACAGAAGAUAGCGGAAGAAAAAAUUAAAGAAUUGGAAGAGAGGAUGAUGGAGGCUUGGACUAGGAUGGUAGCAGUGGAGCUGGAUCGAAAGAAGAGGAUGGUUUCGGGAUAUAUUUGGAACAGAAAAAAUCCUACCUGGAGCGGAGUGUGAAGGAAGCUGAGGACAAUAUCCGGGAGAUGCUGAUGGCACGAAGGGCACAGUAGGAAGCCUCUAGGGAAGCUCUUCCUCCUGACCCCUGCCAUUCCUGGCCAGGGGCCUGUAUAGGGAAACUGCUUCUGCUCUGCCUGAUGGACAUUUUGUCUGGAUGGUCUGGUAACCCUAUGUUUUAUGCGUCACCUGGAGCCCCUUUCAGAUCCCAUCCCUGUAUUUUUUAUCCUGGCUCUGCCUGCCACCCUUCUUCCCUGGGGGUGAGUCAUGAACCCCCAGGAGAGGGAAGAUGGGAGCCGGGACAGAUAGGAGAGCUCUUCCUGGGCCUACGACUAGUCACGCUGGUCAGACCAAUAAAAGACAUCUGUCCCACUCCGCUAAGUCUGCUUUUCUUGAGCUGAUGGAUGAGAACAGAGGAUCAGAGAGGCAGAGGCUAUCUCCACCUCAGCUCCUCCCUGUUCUCCUCCAUGGCUGUGGGCCUCCUCCUUCUGCAUUGAAGCCUUGCCUUCUUUUUUCUGUUCCUUUAGGUAAACCCCUCAACUUCUAAGCCUCCAUGUAGUAUGCAGAUAAGGAAAAGGAGAGCAGGGCACAGCUGAAUGAAUGUAAGUGGACACAACAGUGGUGCCUCAGUGGCAGUCUGCCUAAAGAUUCCUUUCCCACUUCCUCCCACUGUAAAAGAAAAUCUGGUAAUAAACCAGCAGCACUCCAA